Ziziphus jujuba (common jujube) is the source of this 1871-nucleotide messenger RNA. RefSeq names its product disease resistance protein RLM3-like. The record is from RefSeq and is a predicted model, not a curated record. The coding region runs from base 284 to 877 and encodes 197 amino acids. Gene Ontology annotation, biological process: signal transduction. The transcript is spliced from 2 exons. NCBI's taxonomy places the organism in Eukaryota, Viridiplantae, Streptophyta, Magnoliopsida, Rosales, Rhamnaceae.
CUCUCCUCCCCCCCCCCCCCCGGGUCUGGUUGUCGGAGCUUAAUUUCCAGGUGCAAGAAUAACCGAGUCAUUAAAGCAGUAAAAGUUUGUCUGCUAGCUAAUGCUAAAUCUAAGGGUAAGCUUAACUAUAUUUUCUCCGAUUAAUCUAGCUAGUUUAUACUAAAGUGUAACUAUUUUCUAAUUAACUCUAUCUCUACCCUUCUUCACUGAAGAGAGAGUUUCUGAUUAAGGUUUAAUUUUCCAAUGAAUAUUUUUCUUUAACUUGUGGCUGGUUAUACAAAGCAUGGCUUCUUCUUCUCUUUCUUUUCAAGAAAAGUACGAUGUUUUUCUCAAUUUCAGAGGUGAGGACACACGCAAUACAUUCGCUAGCUAUCUUUAUGCAGCUCUAUCAGCAAAGCACAUCUCAACUUUCAUGGAUCACGAGCUCGAGAGAGGGGAUAAAAUUUCACCAACACUUAGUAAAGCCAUCGAAGAAUCCAAGAUUUCAGUGAUUAUUUUCUCUGAAAACUACGCUUCGUCCACAUGGUGUUUGGAUGAACUUGUGCAAAUCCUUGAAUGCAAGAAAACAAGAGAACAGAUUGUUAUUCCAAUCUUUUACUACAUAGAUCCAUCAGUUGUACAAAAGCAGUCGGGGAGUUAUGGAGUUUCACUUGCUGACCUUGAAGAACGUUUCAGAGACAGAAUGGAGAAGGUGCAUCAGUGGAGGGCUGCUUUGACAGAAGCGUCUAAUCUUUCUGGGUUGGAUUCAAGGGAAUUCAGGCCCGAAAACAAAUUAGUUCAAAAAAUUGUUGAAGACAUUUCAAAGAAAUUGUUUAGAUAUCCUUCAUCAAAUGUGCAUAUGAAUGGGCAACACAUUGGAAUUGAAAAAAAGGUUUAGGAAAUUGAAUCAAAAUUAUGCAUCGGCGCAAAAGAUGUUCGCAUUAUAGGUGUUUGGGGCAUGGCAGGUAUUGGCAAGACAACCCUUGCUAGUGCUGUAUUUCAAAGAUUGUCAUAUUUUCAAUUUGAAAGUUGUUGCUUUCUUUGGAAUGUUAGGGAAGAAUAUUUAAGACAUGGGCGAAAUUAUAUGAGAAAGAAACUUCUAUCUGACUUAUUAAGGGAUGAAUCUAUUUUGAGUAUGGAUACCCCAUUUGUAGGAUCAUCUUUUAUUCAUGGCAAACUCUGCCGCUUAAAAGUGCUCAUUGUUCUAGAUGAUGUGGAUAGUUCAAAGCAGUUAGAUGAUAUAGUUGGACCAUAUGACCGCUUCGCAUCUGGGAGUAAAAUCGACCACUUUGCACCUGGGAGUAUAAUCAUUGUCACAACUAAAAACAAGCAAGUGCUAAUUGAAAAAGAAGCUAAUGAUAUUUACAAGCUUGCAGGGUUAAAUCAUAAAGAAUCUUUAGAGCUGUUCAAUUUGCAUGCUUUUGGAAAAAGUUCUCCUUCAAAAGAUUAUGAAAUGCUGGUAAACCAUGCGACACGCUACGCUGAUGGACAUCCAUUGGCUCUUAAAGUGUUGGGUUCUUUCCUUCACUCCAAAAGCACAGAUGAAUGGGAAAGUGCAUUAAAUAAAUUGAAAAUCAUUCCCAACAAGGACAUCCUAGAUGUGCUUAGAAUCAGUUAUGAGGGAUUAGAUAAAGGGGAGCAAAAUCUAUUUCUUGACAUUGCAUGUCUAAUUAAUCAGUCUUUUACUAGAGAAGAUGCAGAAAAGAUGUUAGAUGCAGGUGACUCCUUUGUGAAAAUUGGACUAACUGUUCUUAUUGAAAAAUCUUUAAUUGAAAGUUGUGAAAACAACGAGCUCUGGAUGCAUGAUUUACUACGGCAAGUGGGUCAGACAAUUGUUCAUGACGAACACAGAGAACCUGGUAAACGUAGUCGAGUGUGGGAUGUUAAUGAUG